Messenger RNA from Anopheles maculipalpis, 2770 nucleotides. RefSeq names its product wolframin (gene wfs1). The transcript has 3 exons. Lineage: Eukaryota; Metazoa; Arthropoda; Insecta; Diptera; Culicidae. The record is from RefSeq and is a predicted model, not a curated record. Gene Ontology annotation, molecular function: protein binding. Gene Ontology annotation, biological process: endoplasmic reticulum unfolded protein response; calcium ion homeostasis. The coding region runs from base 6 to 2765 and encodes 919 amino acids. Gene Ontology annotation, cellular component: endoplasmic reticulum membrane.
AAACCAUGGCCAGCUGGGCGAAUCGUCCUCCAAUCGAAAGCAACGGCGGUGGUGGUCCAUCAUCGUCACGCAAGAAGUGGAACCUCGAAGAUAAAAAGUCACUGCGAAACCUAAAGUAUCACUUCGCCGAAGAUGGUUGCUCGGAAGUGCAAUUCACGCUGGCCAAACAGCUGCUGGAAGAAAACUCCGAAACAGAUCCAGCACACAAUCACGCCCAAGGCGUACACUGGUUACUGCGUGCCGCCCAACAAGGACACGAGGCAUCGAUCGAGCUGUUACGGGAAUGUUACGAAAAUGGUCGCGGAAUAACGGAGGCGAACGAGGAAGACGUACGCACCAUCUUGGCGAUGAGUCCGGGCGAACGAUCGGCACGUCGUGCCGCACAAGAAUUGUUUGCCAGCCUUUCGAAUGGCGAAGAAUACGUUACGGCUGCUCAGCUCGAGAAGCGUAUGCGUGAGAUUUAUAAAUUGGACAAAAAGCGUAGCCGAACUCCAGCGGAUGGUGCCGAAGCGGAAGGAAGCAUGGAGCACAGCUUGGGCGCUGGUCCUUCCGGUUCCGGAAGGGUGCAUGCGGAUGGUUCACCCAUCGGUAACCCGAACGGUGGUGGACAUCGAUUACAUCGUAGCCCCACUGUGAACCACAUUUCGGAAGCACAUCUCUUGGCAGCCGCCGUCAAUUAUUCAAACGGACAUCUCCCGGCAGUAAGUGACGCGUUGAUGCUGUCAGUGCCGGAUCCACACAGCUUGAAUCAUGUGCCGUGUUUCCAUCGACCGUUUUUCCAUCCGUUCAUGUUUUUCCAACUGCUGUACCAUCGGUUUGUAUCGCUACUUUCCACGUUUCCUGGUUCGAGCGGUAGCAGCUGGAUGCAGCUGUGCCUUAUCCUUGCCACUUACUGGUACUUUGCGAGUGAUAAUCUCGUCUCGCUUUUGCCAGUCGGUGGAUACUAUCUGAGCCUCGCCGUAAUGGUACUUUGUAGCUUUCGGAUGCUUAAAUCCAAGCACGAUUUCAUUGACUUCCGGAUGUGGUCUGGACUGUUUCUGCGGUACGGCGAUGAGCAUUUGAACACAAACGAUUCGGAAAAUCAGUAUCUGCGCAACAACCUGAAGCCAUACUUUUAUUUCUUCACGGCGUUCUUCAUCAACAUGGUGCUACAGCCGAACAUUAACGACCAGUGGUUACCAUUUUCCGAGAUCACCGUGCUUGCCUUCGCACUUACCUUUCUGACGAUGUUUGCGUUUAUCUACACCUCGGGCGAUUCCUUUCCGGAUUACUUGAUACUGUUCUCGUUCGGGUUGAACGUGCUGGCCAAAUACCCGUACGAAAUGGAUGAUGUCGUGACGACUGGUUGGCGUUUUUUGGAUCUAAAAGUACCCGGCUUCUCUACAUUCGUGAUUGGCAAUGGAAUUGAAUUUUGUUUAAACUGUCGCGCAAUGCUUUAUCUAAUGAUUCCGGGCUUUUUGAUGUACAUAGCGAGACGAAAUGACUGGCGAGGCAUCUACCAGUAUCUGAUUCCUCACUGCGUGACCCUCGCCUGGUUGCAGAUUUGCAUCAUCAGCUCCCAAUCGGCUACAAUGUUCGGCUUAGUUCGGGGCGCACUCGGACUAUCCGGAUUGCUUCUGUUUCUUCCACUAUUUGGUAUUGUAACACUGCUGAUACCCGUGUUUGCCGUCAUCGAAUGGCUUUCGCUGACGGAUUCUACGGUGAGGCUGUGGUCGUCCAUUGCAGCAGCUGUGACGGCCAUUGCAAUCUCCGGCUAUAUGGCAAGCUCUCGGCGGACAGAAAGAUACAUCACUUUCCUUCAGAUCGCGAUUUGUGUAAUUGGAACAGUUUUUCUUACGCUGCCUCAUAUGAUGUCUAACUUCGAAACGAUUGGUGUGAAUGAAAAUCGUCUGUUCGAGACGACUGCGUCCGAAUUGCUUGGAGAUCAUCGUGAACAAAGCGGUGGGAGUGACUCGCUUCCCUCCAGUCUCAGUUGGGAUCUGUAUUACAAAUUUUGUCACCAGCCAGCCUGGGAUACGGAGAAUAAGGUGAAGACACAGCUACGUUGCACAAAUCUGGACGGUACGUUUGUCCGCUGGGAAGGUGUUGUGGUCGAUAUGGCCAUCUCCAGUCGACGAAAUCUUCGUGCACAGCUGAUCGACGGAUAUUUACCCAAGUUUCUGGCUGAUCGGAUCAACUGCUUCUACGGUGAACCGAUCGAACCCGAUUGCGGCAAUCUGAACGGAUCGGUUGAAGGUGAAUGUGAGAAUUUGAAACAUUUCAUGCAACGGCAGCGCACGUGUCAUCUCAACAAAUGGAAUUCCUACGAGUAUGAACUGAAAGUACGGAUGUCGAACGGGCUCUUAACGAAACCAGUGGAAGUUAUACUAAAAGCGCAGCACGGCUUCGGUAACUUCACCCAAAGCCUUAACUACUCCGAUCGCAUCUGGUUUGUGGGUGUGCUGCGGGAUUCGGCCCCCUCUGGCCACUUGCCAACCGGCACCACCGAUCAAACGGGACACUGGGACACAGUAAGUAGUGGAUUCAACCUAAAUCUAAUGGGCGGACCUGCUGCCAGUAGCUUCGGAGUGCACAAUAUGCGAUUGGGACGCAAAAAUCCGUUGAUCGAGUUGCAUUCCAUUGGCUGUCGUCAGUGCCGCAAUCCGGACCUGCCGCCCGUCCACAUAAACGAAGGUCUAAAGGUAAACGGUCGAAUGCGGGAUUUAUUGCGCGGUGUAAAGUAUCUGCUGAACGUAAUAUUCAACCCGCUGGUAAUCUUCAAGUAAAAUGU